Molecule: messenger RNA, 3702 nt
Organism: Corythoichthys intestinalis (scribbled pipefish)
Lineage: Eukaryota; Metazoa; Chordata; Actinopteri; Syngnathiformes; Syngnathidae
Gene: rap2c
Product: RAP2C, member of RAS oncogene family
Exons: 3
Coding region: 611-1162 (183 amino acids)
Biological process (GO): negative regulation of cell migration; Rap protein signal transduction
Cellular component (GO): plasma membrane
Molecular function (GO): GDP binding; GTPase activity; GTP binding
Source: RefSeq, a predicted model, not a curated record
GCUGUUCCUGAACGCACCGUGGAACUGACGGUUGAGAGAGAGGUGCGGAGGAGUUGAUAGCGCCUCCCCGAUGAGGAUCAUCGCUUCGCGGUUUUGAAAAGCAACGUAAAAAAUGGCUCGAUUUCCUCUUUAAAUCCCCAAAUUUCUGCGUCCGCCGCCUUUUUUCUAAAGCCGGAAGCAGGCAAGAAGCGGGGACCUCCUGCCGGUCUUCUCCGAGCGGAGGUGGAAACGCGAACAGGCCUCGGGAGGACGCCGUUUGCGUCCGAACUGUUCCGACCGGCUCCGUAGCAUGCGGGACACGACCCGGGACUCGACGACUCGUUCCCCGGCGGGGCCUCUUCGUCACCGGCCCGGACUCUCGAGGGAGCUCCGGGCAUGCGGGAGCGCGAACGCCUAGCCACCGUCGAGCUAACUACCAGGCGGAGCGGACGGAAAGCAACUUUUUUUGGUCUUCGCUCUCCGGGUUUUUCAAAGUGGCCAUAUCGGGGAGGACUAUGAACGCUCGGAUAGUCUAGACGCCGUUUUGUGUCGUCGUUCGGUCCCCGACUUUAGGGGGGAAAGAGGCCCCGUUGCAGCUAAUCCUUUAGCCGCUCUGAGUUAGCUAGCCAAGAUGAAGGAGUACAAAGUGGUGGUUCUGGGCAGCGGCGGCGUUGGAAAAUCCGCGCUGACCGUCCAGUUCGUUACGGGAACCUUCAUCGAGAAGUACGACCCCACCAUAGAGGACUUUUACAGGAAGGAAAUCGAGGUGGACUCGUCGCCGUCAGUGCUGGAGAUACUGGACACGGCCGGAACCGAGCAGUUCGCCUCUAUGCGGGACUUGUACAUCAAGAACGGACAGGGCUUUAUCCUGGUCUACAGUCUGGUUAACCAGCAGUCUUUUCAGGACAUCCGGCCCAUGCGAGACCAAAUAGUGCGCGUGAAGCGUUUCGAGAAGGUGCCGCUGAUCCUGGUGGGGAACAAAGUGGACCUGGAGUCGGAGCGCGAGGUGGCGGGUUCGGACGGCCGCGCCUUAGCCCAGGAGUGGGGCUGCCCCUUCAUCGAGACCUCGGCCAAAAGCAAGACCAUGGUGGACGAGCUCUUCGCCGAGAUCGUGCGCCAGAUGAACUACUCUUCGCUGCCCGAGAAGCAGGAGCAGUGCUGCACGGCCUGCGUGGUCCAGUGAAGCCCAGAUGCAGUUUUUUUCCCAUUUCUGGAGAAGAAGAGAGGACGCUUACGGGGCGCCGUCACGGCUAACUUUCGGAGCUUCCCGGGCGCCUCGACGCUCAUCCGCCGACCGAGACGCGGCUCCUAUUUUUCAUAUCCCGCUCACGGGACGUUGACGCCGCCCAGGAAAGUUGCACGAAAAGACAUAAACGCGGAGCGGACUACUCUUGAAUUUCAGUCUUUUUUUUUUUUUUUUUUUUUGGUGAGGCCGCAGCGCUGUUUUUAAAGCUGCUUUCAAUCACACUUUUAUCAAUGGUAUUACUUCAUAUACGGAAAGCCAUUCGCUAAUGCGCCCGCUUGUGCUACGAGUGAAGAAAAUAUAUUUCAUCAUACAAAAACAUUUUGGCUUUUAAGCACGCACACUAGGGUCGGGAACCUCUGGGUAGCUAACGAUACGAAAUAAAUCCUUCCCACUUCAAACAAAUUGAACGUCAGUGGCAGCCAAUGAGUUCAUUUUCAAGGCAUUUUACGUCAUUUCCUGUUGAUUUUCGGUCACUUCCUUUGCGAGUCACUUCCUGUUGAUUUUGGGUUGCUGAAAAAAGGAAGUGACGGGAAGGUCCCCAAAUGAAUAGGAAGUGAUUCAAAAUCAAACUGAAGUGUAAAUUAAUAGGAAGGGACCCUGAAAUGCCUCCAAAUCAACUAGUGACCUGACAUCAACAGAAAGUGACCCUGACAUGCCGCCAAAUUAAAAGGGAGGGACCCGAUAUCAACAGGAAGUGACCCCGACAUGUUGCCGAAUUAACAGGAAGUGACCCAAUCUCAACAGGAAGUGACCCUGACAUGUUGCCGAAUUAAAAGGAAGCGACCUGACAUGCCCCCAAAUCAACAGGAAGUGACCCGAUAUCAACAGGAAGUGGCAUCAAAAUGGCCCUAGAUCAAUAGGAAGUGACCCGAAAUCAAAAGGAACUGGCCCUAAAAUGCCUCCAAAUCAAAAAGUGACCUGAUAUCAACAGGAAGUGACCCUGACAUGUUGCCGAAUUAACAGGAAGUGACCCAGUAUCAACAGGAAGUGACCUGACAUGCCCUCAAAUCAACAGGAAGUGACCUAAUAUUAAUAGAGUGACCCUGACAUGUUGCCAAAUUAACAGGAAGUGACCCGAUAUCAACAGGAAGUGGCAUCAAAAUGGCCCGAGAUCAAUAGGAAGUGACCCGAAAUCAAAAGGAACUGACCCUAAAAUGCCUCUAAAUCAAGAAGUGACCUGAUAUCAACAGGAAGUGACCCUGACAUGUUGCCAAAUUAACAGGAAGUGACCUGAAAUGCCCCCAAAUCAACAGCAAGUGACCCAAUAAUGACAGGAAGUGACCCCGAAAUGCCCCCAAAUCAACAGCAAGUGACCCGAUAUCAACAGGAAGUGGCAUCAAAAUGGCCCUAGAUCAAUAGGAAUUGACCCGAAAUGAAAAGGAACUGUCCCUAAAAUGCCUCCAAAUCAAGAAGUGACCUAAUAUCAACAGGAAGUGACCUUGACAUGUUGCCGAAUUUACUGGAAGUGACCCAAUAUCAACAGGAAGUGACCUGAUAUCAAUAGAAAGUGACCCUGACAUGUUGCCGAAUUAACAGGAAGUGACCUGAUAUCAAAAGAAAGUGACACUGACAUGUUGCCGAAUUAACAGGAAGCGACCUGACAUGCCCCGAAAUCAACAGGAAGUGACCCGAAAUCAACCACAAGUGAUCUGAUCUCAACAGGAAGUGGCAUUGAAAUGGCCCUUAAUCAACAUGAAGUGACCCAAAAUCAACAGGAAGUGACCCUGAAAUCAACAAAUGACCUUAUAUCGACAGGAAGUGACCAAAUAUAAACGGUAAGCGAUGGCGAAAUACCUCCAAAUCAACAGGAAGUGACCUGAUAUCACUAGAAAGUGACCCUGAGAUGUUUCCGAAUCAACAGGAAGUGGCAAUGAAGUGCACCUAAAAUCGACAGGAAGUGACCCGAUAUUAACAGGCAGCAGCAUCGAAAUGGCCCUAGAUCAAUGUGAAGUGACCCCAAAUCAACAGGAAGUGACCCCAAAUUGACAGGAAGUGACCCUGGAUGUCAUUUGCUGUUGAUUUUUUGGUUAUUUCCUUUAUUUUUUUUGCUGUUUCAGCGCCAUUGACGGCGCUAGAUGUCCAAUCCAGUCAAAUUGAAUUAGAUGUCUCGUGCGGUCAAUAGCAGCUAGUGAGCUAGCAUAGAUGCUAUUUAACAGAACAUUUUAGUAAGCAACUUUAUUUUUUUUUUUAAUAGUGACACCUUCUUAAAAAAGAUGUAUCAAGUCUUGGCGGGAGCAUCUUGAUAACUUUUUUUGGCUACAAAGUAUCGUGAUGCAUCACCUUUUCGUAUAUCGUCACACCCCUAAUCUGCAUGCUUAAAAUGAAAUUUGGAUUUUUUUUUUUUCACACGGGCGCACGGCGGGAGGACCAAAAGUUCUCUUCAUUUCAAUAUUUGUCGUUCUAUAACGUGUUAAGCUGAUUUAACGUUGCUUUCUGUAUUUUUUUAAUACUAUAUUUAUUAAAAACUCAUGUGAGUA